AGCAUUUCUACAGUUCUACAACCAUGGACGGCAACAAGGCCAAUGACUUGGCGACAGAUUUUAACAAUCAUUUCAAAGACAACCUACAGCGUCAGCUUUUCAGGAAACAGAGUGAAGAUUUCUUGGCUCCUGCCACCCGCCUGCUGAAGAAGAAACAACAGGCAAAUGACGUCCAUCAGGCCAUGCUGGCCGUCAAAGAAGACUUCAACAUGACUGCAGGAAACCAGCAGCUGAGAAGGGAAGAGCUGAGAGUCAAGGAGGCCGAGAUCAAGGGUCAUCUAAUGAAAUUUGAUCAGUUUCUUAAGGAGAACGAGAUGAAGCGCGUGCGGGCCAUGAAGAAGGCGGAGCACGAGCGCCAGCUGGCGCAGCAGAAGGGGGCGGAGCUGCGGGCCCUCGAGGUGGACCUGCAGGUGCUCACGCAGGAGAGGGACCGGCUGGCCACGCUCGCCAAGAAGAACGAGAUCUACCCGGACUAUCUGCUCAAAGUGGUCAGGCUGUGCAAGCAGUUUGACGAGCCUCGGCAGGUGAUGUCCCGCUUCGACACGCUGGUCCAGACGCGCGCCGACCUGCUGCGGCACUCCAAGGAGGGCGAGGCGUCGGUCAACCGGGCCCUGGCCCAGCAGGCGCAGUACAUCGAGCAGGGCGAGGACCGCAUCAUCAACUACAACAACCAGCUGGCCCUGCUGCAGACAGAGCUGGACGCCGUCACCAGCCAGGUCGUGCUGUGGGAGUCCAGGUGGGUGCACAUACAGAACACGGCCGCCAAGAAGACCCUGCUGCUGGGCACCAUCAAGAUGGCCACCCUCAACCUCUUCGUGUCCAUGUGUGGCAAAGCCAAACAGCACAAGGGCAUGUCUCCAGAGGACACCGGAGAGCAGCUCAGUCAGAUCCAGUCCUUCCUGCUGAAUCUGAUCGGCAUCAUGGACGAGCUCCACAAGCUGGACCACAAAUAGUAGCGCUGAGGGAGGGUGGAGGAGAGCACCAACCAUCACCUCAAAGCUACGCCCAACCCCAUCUACCACCCCUACUCCCAACACUAAACCAGACCUCCUCUACCGGCCCUACUCCCAACGCUAAACCAGACCUCCUCUAUCACCCAUACUCCCAACGCUACGCCCCAACCCCAUCAACCGCCCCUACUCCCAACACUAAGGGGUUAGUUCCAACCCCAUCUCCCAACACUAAAUCCAAUCAAAUCUACCACACCUACUCCCAAUGCUACCUGGUUGUUCCAACCCAAUCUACAAUGCUAAACCAGACCUCCUCUACCACCACACCCUCAAUCCUACACCAAAGCCCAUCCACCACGCAAAGAUCAACCGACCCCCAGCCCUACCACCCAAACCUCAAAACUGAGCUGCCUUUUUGGGCUAUAUAUUCCAGAAGUCACACUCAUCUACACAGAAAUAUAUUAAACACACCAUUUGACAGCA
Molecule: messenger RNA, 1433 nt
Organism: Sardina pilchardus (European sardine)
Lineage: Eukaryota; Metazoa; Chordata; Actinopteri; Clupeiformes; Clupeidae
Product: coiled-coil domain-containing protein 42-like
Exons: 7
Coding region: 24-953 (309 amino acids)
Source: RefSeq, a predicted model, not a curated record